UAACCUCCAAUGCCACAAAAAGCAAAUGAGCUUGGUGGGAAUUCGAUUUAUUACUUCUCAUUAUUGGAAUAGAGAUCUAUAUAUAUAUACUGCAAGAAUCACUUCUGUUUAGUCUCCGAGAUUACAUCUUUAGUUUGUACAUUCAUUCUGAGAGAUCUUUUGAAACAAAUUGUGAAUUUACUCGCGGGAUUUUACACGUCAGAUAGGUUUCUUGGACAAUUGUGAAUUGCAAUUCCACGAUAUUAAGAAAAAUGAAUAGUUCGUUUGAUGAAGAUCUGUUGUUCAGCUAUUUUAACAUCACCCCGUUCAGUAACUACGAUAAAUCUGACGUGGAUCUCUCUAUGCCAAACCUUCUCCGUGAAGAAUCAUGGAAAAUUACUUUCAUCCUUGUAUUCGCCAUUGUGAUUUUCUUUGGAUUCUUUGAAAACUUAGCUAUAGUGAUAGUUAUCAUAAUCAACAAGCAGCUUCAUACCGUAACCAACAUAUUCAUCUGUACCCUAGCUCUUUCUGAUAUUAUGCUGUGUGCUUUUAAUUUACCGUUCCAGCUUCAUUAUGGGAUCACUGAUUUUUGGAAAUUUGGACCGGUGCUUUGCCGUGUAAUUAUUCCAAUGUUUACGAUGCCAGUCUUUGUGUCUACAUACGCCAUGCUAAUGAUUGCUAUUGAACGUUACAUCGUUAUUGUAUUUCCCUUUCGGAAAAAGAUCGCCAAAAAGCAAGCCAUUUGUAUUGUGGCUAUCAUCAUAUUAUUUGCAAUGGCUUUCACUGUGCCCGCCAUUGUUCAUACAGAACUCAAAAUAGCCGAAUAUGACAUGCGACCUUUUAUUGAUGAACGAAUAUAUCGCCCAUUCUGUCUUGAAGUUUGGGAAGAAAGGUCAAGCAGAAUUUACACAAUUUUCGGAUUUGCUUUUCAAUUUGUGAUCCCCAAAACCCUAAUUUCCGUUCUGUAUUUUCAAAUUUAUCAAGUACUCAAACGACGACCCGUAAAGAGGAAAGAGACCAGAAGAAAUUACCACAUAACGAGGAUUUUGGUCUCCAUAACGAUUCUGUUUACUCUUACCUGGCUCCCCUUCCAGCUCUUUAGCAUCACAUUGUACUUUAGUCCUGAUAUAUUUCAAACGCUUGGUGCAGCCUACAAACUGGUGGAUCUAUUAUUGAAAAUAAUUGCCAUGAGCUCUUCAUGUAUUAAUCCAUUCUUUUACGGUUGGUUAAAUAACAAUUUCAGGCGGGAAAUGGGAACCAUGCUGGGGCGAAAUCUGAAAAAAAUACAGAGAAGUACAAAUGGAUUUACAACGUACAACAAUACUAACCUAAAUUCCAAAGAGGACAAUGAUAGAUCGAGUUCUAAAAUGGAAGGAAAUGGCCUGCUGCAGGAUGUUGCCAUUUAAAUUAAAACUGUUGUCGGUAUGCCCAUGUCACUAGCUCUGUGAUCCUGGCAUAAAAAGAGUAAAACAAAUAUACAUCGAAGUUAAAUAGAUUUUGAUUUGUUGAUAAAUAUAAGUAAAGAUUUAAAAUACAAAAUGUACUUCAAGAAAAUUUGGCUUAUUUCAUAACUUUAAAAUGUUUGCUCAAAUUGUUAUACAUGUAUUUGUGGGAUUUGUUAAUUUUUAUAAUCUAGAUCGAAAUAUUUACUUUUUCAAAUGUUUUUAACUUACAGUACACUAUUUAAACUGAGCAAUGCUUAGAUAUCACAGUAUAAAUUCAAAUUCCGAAGAGGGUGACGAGG
Saccostrea cuccullata (small rock oyster) is the source of this 1723-nucleotide messenger RNA. Its product is annotated as neuropeptide F receptor-like. The record is from RefSeq and is a predicted model, not a curated record. Gene Ontology annotation, molecular function: neuropeptide binding; neuropeptide Y receptor activity. The transcript has 2 exons. The coding region runs from base 252 to 1385 and encodes 377 amino acids. Gene Ontology annotation, cellular component: neuron projection; plasma membrane. Gene Ontology annotation, biological process: G protein-coupled receptor signaling pathway. NCBI's taxonomy places the organism in Eukaryota, Metazoa, Mollusca, Bivalvia, Ostreida, Ostreidae.